AUGGAUCAAAGAGCAAAUAAUUUAAGCUCAAUACGUGCUGAUGUUGCUGAAACAACAAAUGUUUUAAAAGUAACUGUUGAUAAACUAGUUGAUCGAGGAGAUCGAUUAGAUGCAUUAAGUGCACGAGCUGAUGAUUUAAAUUCAUCAUCAUAUCAUUUUCAUGGUUCGGCUAGACGUGUACAACAACAUAUGAAAUGGCAAAGUUAUAGAAUGACUAUUAUUAUUGUUGCAAUUAUUGUUAUCGUAAUUGCUUUAAUUGUAUUGAUUGCAACUCAUCCAUGGAGAAAAUAA
Adineta steineri is the source of this 291-nucleotide messenger RNA. NCBI's taxonomy places the organism in Eukaryota, Metazoa, Rotifera, Eurotatoria, Adinetida, Adinetidae. The record is from the annotation of a GenBank genome assembly.